This is a messenger RNA of Etheostoma cragini (Arkansas darter), 1133 nucleotides long. RefSeq names its product dolichyl-phosphate mannosyltransferase subunit 3, regulatory (gene dpm3). Gene Ontology annotation, biological process: GPI anchor biosynthetic process. Bases 78 to 434 code for a protein of 118 amino acids. The transcript has 2 exons. Gene Ontology annotation, cellular component: dolichol-phosphate-mannose synthase complex; endoplasmic reticulum membrane. Lineage: Eukaryota; Metazoa; Chordata; Actinopteri; Perciformes; Percidae. The record is from RefSeq and is a predicted model, not a curated record.
AGUAGAUUUGUUCGAAUUUUUGAAGCAACACAGCAGUGACUGCAUUUCCCAUAAGACGUGACGGUUACGUCAUAACUAUGCGCAGAGCUGAGGUGGCAUUUGAGAGGAGGUUGUUUCCCAGCUCCUCACCUGAAAUCCUCGCGGCAGCUUUCAUCAUGACUAAACUUGUGGAGUGGCUGUUCGGUGUGUCGGUGGUGGGCGCAGCCUGGGCUUUGGUCUCUUUUGACCUGUUGGACUUGAGCCUGCCGCAGACUUACAGAGAAGUCGCCUGGCCCAUGCCACUGUACCUGCUGGUUUCAUUUGGCUGCUACUCCCUGGCCACGGUGGGCUACAGGGUAGCCACCUUUAAUGACUGUGACGAGGCGGCAAAAGAGCUGCAGGGGCAGAUAAAAGAAGCCAAAGAGGACUUAAGGAAAAAGGGAUUAAAGAUGUAGAACUUGAGAAGGAGGAACCUUUGAGAGACUGAAAGGGAUGCACGGACUACUUUUACACAUAACCUGUCUGACUCCCUCUUUUUUUGUUUCCAGCAGACAUGAUCUGAACACCAGUUAUGACUCUUAUGCAGCAUAGUUUUGUCUUGUUUAGUGUCAUCUCUUUCAAAUACGACUUAGAUCAAAUGUGCUUUAGGAAAUUAGAAAAUAACAGCCAGUGAUUUCUGGGUUACUCAUAAGUAACAACAGCAGUUUGACCUUUUAAAAAAAAAAAAAAAGAAUAUUCUCUUUAUUCAAAGACCUCUUUUAUGAAGUAACUGAAUGAUAUUCAACAACACCAGUUUCUGAGUGAAUCAUUUUGUAACAGGUGGUUUAACUGAUUAACACACCUCGAACCAGAUAAAAGAAAUGAGCUAAAUGAUGAACAAAGAUAGUGUUGUCUUUGGAUGUUAACGCCACACAGUUAAAUCUCUCUGAGAACCACUGAUCUGAGGUACUCUCAGAGGCUUUUUCAGUCUGUGUCAAAUCCAAAAUAGUACUACACAGUGUGGAACCUAUGUGUGUCUGGAGAUUGUUGCUUGUCUGUAUAGAUGAACUACAUGUUAUCUGUAAAGAAAUGUACAUUCCACUGUCCAAUUUCAGACUUGUGCCCUUGGGUUAUUGCUGGAACUUAAUUAAAUUGGAGACCAGUUUUCUUCAGUU